GGAGGAGUGACGCGGACCAAUCAGGGAAUUUGUUUUGACCUGAGUGUUGAGGCCGAGCAUGGAGGAUCACUUCACGUGAGGAUGUCUCUAGUCAAGCAACGCUAAAAGGCGCCAUGGGGCUUAUUAUAUCCAGAUUUCGGAAACAAAAGUCAACAAAAGAAUUGCUUGAACAGAUUCAGAAGGAUGUGGCAGAGAUCGAGGAGUACCGGGAGACGACAGAGCAGCGGCAGAAGAGGCUGGUGGGGAGCCUCGUUCUUUACUCCAUCGUCCUUUACUUGAUGGCUGCUGUCAUUUUCUACUUCUACUACUUUCCUGACACAUUACAGGAGAAGUUGUUGUAUGCCACCCCAUUUAUUUUCUUCAUCUUCUUAAUCUACACCCUAAAGAGACUGCUGACUUGGUAUUAUCGGCGGAAGAUUUCUAAGAAUGAAGAAAAGUUGAAGAUUCUCCACGAGAGAAGAGAGAAGAUCUUAGAGCAGGUGAUGGAGACUGAAACAUAUAAGGUGGCCAAGGAGAUACUGGAAUUGUAUGCGCCUGACCAGCUGCGCAGAACUCAGAUGCUGAAAACACCAGCACCUUUACCAUCUGUGAGCCAGAUUGCACCAACUCCUGUCAGCCAGCAUUCAGAAGUUCGAAGAAGAGUGGUGGGUUCAGCCCAGACUCCUCUACCUAUGCCUCAGGGAAGUAUUGGAGUACGGCCCCUGGGUCCCCAGGUAUUACCGCACCAGACCACCACCUUCACCCCCAGACCACUGAUGACUUCUCAGCCAACACCUGCUAGACCAGUUGGUGAUAAUGCAGGUCUAGUUGGCAUGAGCACAGUAAGGUCGACAUCACUGGGAGCAGGUGGUGGAUCUGUAGUCCCUGGGCUGCCACUAACAGGUCUCCCUGUUGGUGGUGUCACUCCUACUCCCUACACCACACCAGCUUCCUCCCUCCACUCAGUUGCUCAAACUCCCAGUAUUGUGAGGAAUGAUGGUGCACCUCCAGGGCCACCUAUGCCACGGCCGGUGUUGCCGCGAGAGCGAGGCUACCUUGAUCGCUUCGUAGAAUACUUGGUGGGUGAUGGACCUGCCAACCGCUUUGCCUUAGUGUGUCGUCAGUGCGAGUCUCACAACGGGAUGGCCCUUAAGGAUGAGUUUCCUUAUCUUGCAUUCAGGUGUGCCUAUUGCUUUUACUGGAAUCCUGCGCGAAAGCAACGUCCCUCUGCUCCACGCCUGGAAAAUCUUGCCCCUCUGCGGCCUCCGUCACUACCUAUUAAUGAGGACCAAGAGGAUGAUGAUGAGCAGGAGUCCUCAUCAAGUGAAGAGGAGGAUGAGGAUGAGGAGGUAGAGGAUGAGGAGGGAGGUGUGGAGGAUGAAGAAUCUGGAAGCAGCAGCUCUGCUGAGGAUGAUGAUGAGGAAGGUGUGGUUUCAUCUGAAGUUUCCAGCACUAAGGCUACGUCCAGCCAGGAAGGUGUGUGUCGUCCCCAACAAGCAGGUUCACUAGAGGAUGUGGCAAAGUCGACUCCUUCAUCUGAACCCAGUACAUCGGAUGACCAUCAGCACUGUGAGACUGACCCCUCACCCAUCACCAACCAUGCUCCUUCAUCGACGUCCUCUUCUACCAUGCCAGCUUUCACUACAGAGGCAGAAGAAACUGAUUGAUGUUGCGUAAUGUGUUCACAUGGCCAGAGUCAAGAGAUUGUAGUGUAUAAGUCAGGACUUGUUAAUGCCCCCACUUAGUCAUGUUCUAGUUUUGCUGUACCCUGUGAACAUUGCAUACUUUUGUUGCUAUAUCUUGUGCACAUUGUAUACCAGUUUUGCAUACAUUUGUUGCUGCAUCAUACACUCCCUGCACAUGUUAAGACUUGCAAACACAUUGUACACGUUUUGUCUUGAGUGUCCUCUUUCUCUCUCAAGUAGUGUAUGCAUGUCUCUGCUUUGCGCAAACACCUCUAUUCACGUGUUUAUUCGAACUGCUUUUGUAUUGGUCUACUCUUGGUAAUUUAUAUUUUACUUGUCAAGUUUAUGACCUUACCUUGAUUUUUCACUUUCCCCUCUUACCCCUUUUUUCUCUCCUCCCUGUUCUUUCCCUAAUUUCCACAUGUUGUGUUCACAGUUGAGUCUGGGCACAUGUUUAGUUUUUGUUUAACAGGUUUAAUUAUCUACUUACCUGUGUACCUAUUGAUACUUAACUUGUACAACACAAAAUAAUUUACUUCUGUCUGUAAGUUUGCAGUGUGUGUAUGUUUCUCUCUCACAUCACUCACAUGCACACACAACGUGAACACGUGCACGCACACAAACUGUGGCUUAACCUCUGCAACUACGGUGAGUACAUGUAUGCACGCGCACAUGCAUACACACCACACGUGCACGCACAUGCACACCACACGUGCAUGCACAUGCACACUUACACACGUACAUACAAUGUGCCCCUGCAGCCUCUGUUCUGAGCUGCUGUGUUUGGACUCUAUCAUACCUCAGUGAUAUUUAUAACUUAAUAAGUUUAUAAGGAAUAGGAAGAAUGUGGACCUAAUUUUAUUUACAAUUUACUUUUGCAUAUUGACAUACAUUUUUUCUGUAAUAUAAGGUAGACUGAGUGCUUAA
This is a messenger RNA of Cherax quadricarinatus, 2591 nucleotides long. Its product is annotated as endoplasmic reticulum junction formation protein lunapark-A. Gene Ontology annotation, cellular component: endoplasmic reticulum tubular network. Gene Ontology annotation, biological process: endoplasmic reticulum tubular network organization. The record is from RefSeq and is a predicted model, not a curated record. Lineage: Eukaryota; Metazoa; Arthropoda; Malacostraca; Decapoda; Parastacidae.